CUUGACCUUUAGUCACAGAAGCAAUACAGAAAUCACAAGUAUAAAACAAUCAACAUACUUAAAAAGGCCAUGAACAUCAAGACCAUGAGGGUAACGCUUCUCUGCGCCCAUGCACAAUCCAUCUCCAAGGGUUUGAAAUCCGUCACCCUGCUAAAUAGGCCUUACAUGUGGGAGAACACGAGUCAUGCCCACUACUCGUUUUCGCGCUGCAACAUGUUGAUUGCCUUCCCACCAUAGCUUGAAAAACGAGAGUGUACGUAUGUAGAGUGUAUGUAGUUCCUCUAUUGUCCACGACUUCCUUGCUUCGUGGAUUGACUUACUGACCUUUAAUCUUUCGUUUGGAGAUACAUGUAGCUGCGACAACAGUCCUGAGAACCGAGUCAUUCAAGAACUCUCUGUGAUAGUUCGGUUAACGUAAGAGCUCAUUUACUUAGCAUACCUUGAACCUAGAAGUCAUGGCGGUGAUUUCAAUCUUGAUUAUUGCUGUCACACUCUUGGCUUGUGAUUUCGCGCGCAGAACAAUCAGACACUACUUUGAGCCUUCCUUGAGCCGCAGUUUGGUCUUGGACUUUGUCAUUACCAUUGAAUUGUGUACGGGCUCUUUUGAGCUCGGAGUGAUUUUGGAAAAUUAUGGAGUUUGGGUUUGGAGUGUCGGCCUUUAUCUCCUAGCCUUUUACCAGUGUUCUCGGUGGCAAGGGUUCACCAUGCCCACACCUCUCCUACAUUUUCUGGAUAGCAUCACCGGUCAUGCAACUUGGAAAGAAGCAGCUAUGAGGACUCUCGUUCUCUUGGCCUCCGGAUGGAUGACAUAUCAGUACAUCAGUGCUGUCUGGCGAUUGGAGCUCUCCACUUUUCAUUCUCAAAGGCCUGAAAAGGUGGCUGCUUGUUCGAUUCCUUGGAAAGAACUAGAGACCUACAAGUGUUUUCUGGCCGAGGUGAUUGGCUCCUUUGUCUUGGGUAUUGGCCCCCAACUAGUUUCGGAUAAUCCAACCCUUUCCAAUAACGAUCCUGUCGUGACUGCUGGGAUCAAUGCAGCCUUGGUGACGGUCACGGUCGUGGCUGUACUGGAUAUUUCUGGAGGCAUGUUCAACCCCAUGUUAGCCUCAAUCCUCUUGGGUGGUUGCACUGGUCACUCCUGGAUUCAACACAUCUUGGUUUAUUGGAUUGGUGCAGCCUUGGGAACUUUGGCAGCCUUUAAGGUUUAUCCUACUAUCAAAGAGAUGGUUUACCCUGUUCACUUUCAAAUUGGAGAAGAAACAAAGAAAGAUCUUUGAAUGGAAAGCUGGUUUUGGUAUUGUAUUUUUCACGUAUUAUCGAUCAAAUAAAUUUUAUCAUGACCUAGU
Messenger RNA from Tigriopus californicus, 1343 nucleotides. Its product is annotated as aquaporin-11-like. Gene Ontology annotation, cellular component: cytoplasm. The coding region runs from base 456 to 1274 and encodes 272 amino acids. Gene Ontology annotation, molecular function: channel activity. The record is from RefSeq and is a predicted model, not a curated record. Lineage: Eukaryota; Metazoa; Arthropoda; Copepoda; Harpacticoida; Harpacticidae. The transcript has a single exon.